CAAAAAUUCAAAACUCUGAAAUAAAUGACGGUUUGUUUAUAACCAAUAAAUCAAAUCUUGAAUGUUUUCUAAAUUAUUUGUUAUUUGGUUUGUUAUCUUCUUGGCAACGUGCGAGCCGGAUAAACGCGUGAUAACCACGUUGAAGUAUUCCAAAUAUUACGUGAAGCCGACGGUCGUGAACGGGGAACCGGCGGCGACGGGCCAAGUGCCUUAUCUAGUCUCGAUAAAGGAGCCCAUACUAAGGAUCGGUGAUCAAAGGAUUGUGUGGAAAAAUCUAUGCGGUGGGAGCAUCAUAGCUCAGAAUAAGGUGCUCACAGCAGCGCACUGCUUCGAAAGCCAAGACUUCUACUACAAGAAAAACCCAUCCAUCCUUCGCAUAGUGGCCGGCAACCUGCGCACCGACAUCACUCACUCAGGCGACACGGAAACCAACAUCAUCAACCAGUGGAGAAAAAUCAACAGAGUCAUCCUACACAACAACUUCAAUUUCCCCCUAAACGAUAUAGCGCUUGUAUUUCUAAACGCCCCUUUAAAAUUUACUAACAACGUCGACUUCGUAAUUACCGCUUCUAAAAAUACUGACUAUACACAUACAUGUAUGACGGCUGGUUUUGGGAGAAUUGGCCAUAAUUCGAAGAGCAGAAUUUCGCCUAUUUUACUUAUAGCAAGGAUCAACACUUUGUCAAAAUGGAAGUGCUCAAUGAUCUGGGAAAUGAAUAUGAAUUCGUUUAUUUGUUCAGACUCCUCAAUAUCAGAUGUUUCGAGAGGAGAUUCUGGCGGACCCUUAGUUUGCAAGGGCACUUUGGACCCCAAAGAAAAGCCUAACAGGGACUUGCUAGUCGGAGUUGUAAGCGGGAAGAAUUUUGAUAAAACAACGAUUUUUACAAGGGUGUCGGCAUAUAAGGAUUGGAUAGCUAGGAGUGGAGACAAAACUGUGUUGUUUGAAUGUAAUUUUUUGAUUACAUUAUUGCAAUACAGUACAAACUAG
This is a messenger RNA of Maniola jurtina (meadow brown), 988 nucleotides long. Its product is annotated as chymotrypsin-like protease CTRL-1. Lineage: Eukaryota; Metazoa; Arthropoda; Insecta; Lepidoptera; Nymphalidae. The record is from RefSeq and is a predicted model, not a curated record. The coding region runs from base 62 to 988 and encodes 308 amino acids. Gene Ontology annotation, molecular function: serine-type endopeptidase activity. Gene Ontology annotation, biological process: proteolysis. The transcript is spliced from 3 exons.